Pistacia vera is the source of this 820-nucleotide messenger RNA. Its product is annotated as protein NUCLEAR FUSION DEFECTIVE 2-like. Lineage: Eukaryota; Viridiplantae; Streptophyta; Magnoliopsida; Sapindales; Anacardiaceae. Gene Ontology annotation, molecular function: double-stranded RNA binding; ribonuclease III activity. The record is from RefSeq and is a predicted model, not a curated record. Gene Ontology annotation, biological process: rRNA processing; regulation of gene expression. Gene Ontology annotation, cellular component: nucleus. The transcript is spliced from 3 exons. The coding region runs from base 92 to 655 and encodes 187 amino acids.
AAAGGAAAGGGAAAGUCAUUUGUGAUCGCUGGGUUUUUACACUGAUUGAGUAGAGAGAAAGAAACGACGAGACUUCGACGACAACCUAAAAAUGUCUCUUCUUCACUUCACUUUCUUCACCGCCAUCUUUGUCUUUGCGUUCUCCUUUCCUUUUCAGCCUGGUGCAGCAAAUGAACCUCAUGAUCAGAGGCUUAAAUACUUAUCGUCGCGAUUCGAAGCCGCUCUCGAAACGCUACAGAAGCAAAUCGGCUACAAUUUCAAGAGCAUUGAUAUGCUUCGUCGUGCAAUGACCCACCCUUCAUUCUCCGAAGAGAAUAAUCGGGCAUUAAGCAUUUUGGGCUCCUAUGUCAUUGAAACAUCAGUGUCCCUUCAUUUCCUUCGUAAAGACAUUGAUAUUUCACCAAAAGAUCUGAACCGCCGUAUUUCAGAUAUUUCCAAUGUGGAAACUUCAUGUGCAGAUGAUGGGUUGCGAUUGGGGUUACAUAAAGUGAUUAGAGUUUCUUCCAGGACUAAUUCUUCGAUUCCUGGAGUUGUUUGUGGUGCUUACCGAGCAAUCUUUGGUGCUAUUGCUAUUGAUACUAAGAAAUCUGAUGAUGCUGGAGAUGUUUUCUGGAAGGUUCAUGGUGGCGAGGUUGGAAAAGCUUUUGCUUUCUAAGUUUAUAUUUCUGUCAUCUGCUGUUUGAAGAAGUUAUGCUGUACAAUAUGGUGGCUUUUGUUUAGUGGCAAGUACUGGUAAUGCCUAGCUAUAUUUUCCUAAAAUAAUAUGACCGAUGAUGCUGUAAAGUUUGGUUAAUUAUACUGGCUAGAUGCAGUUUGCUAA